Molecule: messenger RNA, 3033 nt
Organism: Phyllopteryx taeniolatus (common seadragon)
Lineage: Eukaryota; Metazoa; Chordata; Actinopteri; Syngnathiformes; Syngnathidae
Product: triadin-like
Exons: 7
Coding region: 239-736 (165 amino acids)
Cellular component (GO): membrane; sarcoplasmic reticulum
Molecular function (GO): signaling receptor binding
Source: RefSeq, a predicted model, not a curated record
AGUGCUGUGGGGGGGGGGGCUGACUGAAAGGGUGACCCCUCUUCUUGUCUCGCUCUGUGUCCUGCUACAAAGUGAAGCUAACCACCUCGGACUGGAGACUUUCUUGGACUCCGAGUGAAAGUUGGGCCAAAACUUUACAAACCAUCCAGAGGAAUCAAAGAAGGACGAAGAUGUAAUGAAUGACUUACAUGCUGGUGUCUAUGGUAACAGUGCACUAGCCAAGCCUUUCAACUGACUGAUGGUUAACGCAGAACGCCAAGCAAGCUCCAAGUCCAAGCUGCCUUCUCCACCAAUGAGCAGCCAGACCAGCGGCGGGGAGGCGGUCCCUCCACCGCGAGCCAAUCAGAAGACAGUUUUGGACGAGGUGAUCCUGACCUUCAGCUCGCCGACGGCGUGGCUGCUGGUGGUGGCGCUGGUCAUCACGUGGGCGGCCGUCGCCGUCGUUCUCUUCGACCUGCUCGACUACAAGACGCUAGCGGAGUACACGUCAUACUGUGACGAGCCCGUGUGUGUAUCACCUGGUCUCCCGCCUCCUGCCGCCAUCGCCAGGCGAGGUUUGAAGGCCGGCAGAGGAGACGUCCGUCCGAUCAGGUCGAGCUCCGGCGCCGGGGCUGCCCACCCGCCGCCGCAUGAGGCCACCGACUGGCUGGAGAUGAUGUGGACGUUUGCCGCCAGCCUGGUGGCGCCCGACGAGGAGGAGGAGGAGGCGGAAGCUUUGCGCUCGGAGGAAUUCUGAAGCAGGGAAAAGCGGCGCCUCCACGCGAGAGAGGUCAAGAAACACCUCUGAAGGAUGGCACAAAGAAAAAGAGAGCGAACGUACAGGACAAAUUGCAGCAAUGUUUCUUUCUGUCUGCUUUUAAAAAGACUUUAUUGAAUAAAAAUGCAGAGUAUAAAGGACUUAUCGCCAGCGUAAAAAUGUACACGUCUCCUUCCUGGCUGCUCAGUCAUUCGUGGCAACGACGGUGAUAAAAUACACAGAAUGUCCGUUGUAACGUCGACUGUAUUUCCCUAAUGUGGCGAGCAAGUGACCUCACAUUCGAUCGCUCAGUUGAGAGUGAGUUUUUGUUUUUCGUAAACUUUCGAGCAUUUCUCCCCACCCAUAAAAAUCCAUAUCGUUAUUAUGGGUUCUUGUAUAUAGAUUUUGUAUUAUUAUUUAUUCCAUUUUGGAAUAAGGUUGUAUAUGUGGAAAAGGUUUCGCUCAGUGACAGCCUCCCGUCAAAGCCAAGUCUUGUCUCGUAGAACGCGAUUGGCUGACGUGACAGAAGAACUGGCACAUGUGUUUCCCAUUAUGUUUCUAUAUUAUUAUUGUCAUACGGGAUGCGUUUGCAUUAUUUUCUAUAAUUGCUGCCGUCGUGUCGUUUAAGCCGCCGCGCUCGCAUUUUGCACGAGGUGUAUUAGUGGCAUUCGAGGUGCGCACAGUUCAUCCGUAAAAAAUGAAGCAGCUCCUUUCAACGGAUGACAUCAUUAGGAGGAAACCGUGUUCACACAAUUCCCUGGAUUGUUGUGUGGUUUAAAAAAAAAAAAAAAAGAAAAGAAAAAAGAGCUAAUGCUUAAUUAAAAUGAAUGUCAGCCACUGUUGGGAAUAUGUUUGCAGUGUCUUAAUAUUAUUAUGGAAAUGAAAUUACAGCACAUUUAUUACUAUAGGGACUGCACCAGAAAUGGUCCCCAAACUACAAUGAUGAAGUUAAUAAUUCAUUCAUCCUUAAAAUAACACGUUAAAGCUAAUGUUUUUUUUUUUAAAUGAAUAUACCAACUAUAAAUUAAUUUGAUCCAUCGGUCAGCUCAUCUCGCUCUCUCUCUCUCUCUCUCUCUCUCUCUCUCUCUCUCUCUCUCUCUCUAUAUAUAUAUAUAUAUAUACAUAUAUAUAAAAGAAGUGUUUCUGUUUUUCUUGGUUUCAUUCAUAAUGAGAAAACAAUGCAUUCAUUGUGGAUGCAUUAUAUUGCUGGCUGUGGUCUUUUUUUUUUUUUUUUUUUACAUUUUCACAAAAUAGUUAUUGUCUGCAUAAUUAGUGGGAAUGCAUUAAAAAAAGAUGUACACUUAUUUGUUUGCAUCCCAAAUGUAUAAAUACACCAUCAAGAUAAUAUAUGCAGUAUUAUGGGAGCCAUAAUAUUAUUGUUGCUUUAAUGUCAAUGCACGAGUCACAAAGGAACUGUUCCUCCUAAAAAUUCAAAAUGGUUGUCCCGGACGUGAAUUUUUUUUUACGCCAUUCUCCAUUAACCAGAAAACAGCAAUCUACACUUUAUUCAGUUUGUUUUUUCUUUUUUUCAUUUGAGUUAGACGUCAGUCCCGUUCGUGUAUUCGUAAGAUUUACGUCACUCUCCAUGAACCAGAAAGUAGCGUGCUAGCUUAGGAAUGUCAUGAAAAACAAGCUCAAAUAUGACGCUCUGUAAUUUCUUCCUGUUUAUUUUCUAUUUUCUUGUUCCAGUCACAAUAGUUUUAUUGCUCAUUAUUUUAUUUUAUUUUUUUAAAACGGAGCAAAUAUGCAGGGAAACACUGUAUAGAAAAUUGAUGGAUGGUGUUACGAUGGAAUAAAAUGACCCUCCACCCAAAUUCCAAAUGGUUAAGUCCUGUCUGUCUAUUUCAUUUUAGGUCACUCUCUAGCAUCUACCAAACAGACGACAAACACAGCUACAUCGCUCUAGAAUUUUCUUUCCACUUCUGUACGAGGAUUUGGUGAUUUGAGCUCCAAUGGUUCCGUUCCCGCCUCGAACAAUUCAAAUGUCCUCUUCCGUUUUAUGGCAAUACGAUAAAAGUAGCCGGCAAACAAACAAAAUAAACGGGAAAAACAACCCCUCCACGAUUUGUAUUUUUUCUUUCGAUUUGCGUCACAGCGGACCUGUUUCUCUCAUGACAUAAUCAAACAUGGUACGAUCCCAUUGAUUUGCGUCGUCCUCCGCAAACCAGGAAGUGGCCGGCUAACAGCAGGUACGGACCGGCCUGCGAGGCUUUGAAAACCUUGGCAGAGGUCUCCGCUCUUCCAAGUAUGAGGGGAUGUUAUCACGCCUAUCGGAAUUUAAAUGGCGCAUUUUUUCU